Ilyonectria robusta is the source of this 952-nucleotide messenger RNA. Its product is annotated as P-loop containing nucleoside triphosphate hydrolase protein. The coding region runs from base 143 to 853 and encodes 236 amino acids. Lineage: Eukaryota; Fungi; Ascomycota; Sordariomycetes; Hypocreales; Nectriaceae. Gene Ontology annotation, cellular component: cytoplasm. The transcript is spliced from 3 exons. The record is from RefSeq and is a predicted model, not a curated record.
CACCGAUGCAGGGAUAUCUCGGAAGUGGGGGGACCCUGUCGCAGCGACGUGGGGUCCAGCCAACGCGGGGCAUCUCGCAACUCCGUCUGGACGUGACAACUUCGCUUGUGACGGCGGCUCGAAUACGGAUUGAGGACGCAGAAUGGAAGACCAGGUCAAGAAGCUCGUCGAAAAGGCCUGGAGGCGCUAUCAGGAGACGCCGCAGGAUCGGCGGCUGUUGAUUGGAGUGGCCGGAAUCCCUGGUUCAGGCAAGACGACGCUCUCGCAAAUCAUCACCAGCCGCCUCAACGCCCACGCCGCCUCCACAAGCCCGCCAACCGCCCCGCCAGCAACAUUCGUGCCCAUGGACGGCUUCCACCUCACCCGCGCCGCGCUCUCCGCCAUGCCCGACCCGGCCGUCGCCCACGCCCGCCGCGGCGCCGCCUUCACCUUCGACGCGCCCAAGUUCCUCGCCCUCGUGAGCGCCCUGCGCGCCGCCCCGAUCCCGGAGGCGCCCGUCCUCGCGCCGUCGUUCGACCACGCCGUCAAGGAUCCCAAGGACGACGACAUUGCGGUCCUGCCGCAGCACCGCAUCGUCGUGCUCGAGGGCAACUACGUCGCGCUGGAUGGCGACGUGUGGCGCGACGCCGCGGCGCUGCUGGAUGAGCUGUGGUUUGUCGAGGUGGACUACGAGGUGGCGAGGCGGAGACUGCGGGAACGCCAUGUCAGGGCGGGCAUCGUGAAGGACAUCGAGGAGGGCGAUCGCAGGGCGGUGGAGAACGACUUGCCGAAUGGAGACGAGAUCCUCAAGAACCGGCUCAAAAUCGACGAGGUGGUUUACAGUCGCGAGGACGGAGGCUGGGUGCACGAGUAGACGUGUGAAAAAGACAACUUCCUUGUUGAUCAUUUUGGGGAUAUCACCUCUAUACAUCUAUGGAUUCCAAUAUUUGUAAAGCCAGGCCCUGGGAACACC